This is a messenger RNA of Emericellopsis atlantica, 684 nucleotides long. Its product is annotated as Imidazoleglycerol-phosphate dehydratase-domain-containing protein. The record is from RefSeq and is a predicted model, not a curated record. Gene Ontology annotation, molecular function: imidazoleglycerol-phosphate dehydratase activity. The transcript is spliced from 2 exons. NCBI's taxonomy places the organism in Eukaryota, Fungi, Ascomycota, Sordariomycetes, Hypocreales, Bionectriaceae. Gene Ontology annotation, biological process: L-histidine biosynthetic process. The coding region runs from base 1 to 684 and encodes 227 amino acids.
AUGUCUGCCACCGCAACCCGCUGGGCCGCCCUCGCGCGCGACACAAACGAGACGAAGAUCCAGCUCGCCAUCAACCUCGAUGGUGGCUCCUUUCCCCCAGAGACCGACUCCCGCUUGACCUCUGCCAAUGACGAUGCCCACGCUUCGCAAUCUUCCAAGUCGCAGCGAAUCGCCGUCAACACUGGCAUCGGGUUUCUGGACCACAUGCUGCAUGCCCUGGCCAAGCAUGCGGGCUGGUCUCUCGCGAUCAACUGCGUGGGCGAUCUGCACAUCGACGACCACCACACAGCGGAAGAUGUCUGCAUCGCCCUCGGCUACGCUUUUGCCACCGCCCUCGGAACGCCCACUGGUAUUGCGCGCUUCGGCUACGCCUACGCCCCUCUCGACGAGGCCCUGUCCCGCGCAGUCGUCGAUAUCUCCAACCGCCCCUACAGCGUUAUCGAUCUUGGUCUGAAGAGGGAGUGGCUGGGCAAACUAAGCUGCGAGAUGGUUCCCCACUGCCUCCAGAGCUUUGCGCAAGGAGCGCGAGUGACCAUGCAUGUGGACUGCCUGCGGGGCGACAACGACCAUCACAGAGCAGAGAGUGCAUUCAAGGCUCUCGCCGUUGCGGUCAAGAUGGCGACGAGUCGGGUCGCCGGUAAGGAGGGUGAGGUGCCCAGCACCAAGGGCACAUUGAGCGCCUAA